This is a messenger RNA of Syzygium oleosum, 1072 nucleotides long. RefSeq names its product temperature-induced lipocalin-1-like. The transcript is spliced from 2 exons. The coding region runs from base 161 to 712 and encodes 183 amino acids. The record is from RefSeq and is a predicted model, not a curated record. Lineage: Eukaryota; Viridiplantae; Streptophyta; Magnoliopsida; Myrtales; Myrtaceae.
UCAUUCUUAUAAAGAAACUGCAACAAAGAAGGAAAACCAGUGAGAGAAACGGGAAAACCAAGAAGAGAGAAAAAGAUCCUACCUUUCUCCCAUAAAAACUUGAGACGAUCCCUUAUUCCUCUCGCUACCUCGAAACACAAGAGCAAGGAAAGAGAAAAAAAUGGCGAAAAAAGAGAUGGAGGUGGUGAAGGGGCUCGAUCUGCAGAGGUACAUGGGUCGCUGGUACGAGAUCGCCUCCUACCCGUCGAGGUUUCAGCCCAAGAACGGCGUGGACACGAGGGCCACGUACACCGUGCAGGAGGAUGGGACCGUGCACGUGUUGAACGAGACCUGGACCGAUGGCAAGAGGGGCUACAUUGAGGGCACCGCCUACAAGGCCGACCCUGGCAGCGACGAGGCCAAACUCAAAGUGAAGUUCUAUGUGCCUCCGUUCUUGCCCAUCAUCCCUGUGGUUGGCGACUACUGGGUCUUGUACCUUGAUGCUGAUUAUCAGUAUGCUCUCGUUGGUCAGCCCAGCAGGAAGUAUCUCUGGAUACUGAGCAGACAGAGUCAUAUGGAUGAAGAAAUUUACAAUCAGCUGGUUCGGAAGGCUGAAGAAGAAGGGUAUGAUGCCAGCAAGCUCCACAAGACUGCACAGAGUGACACUCCACCAGAAGAAGGACCCAAGGAUACCAAAGGCGUUUGGUGGAUCAAGUCCAUUCUAGGAAGAUAGGGGUACUUGAUUUUAUAGCAAGCUUGAUGAAGAUGAUGAUGCAGUGGGCUUCAUGCGCUUCCGAGUAAAUAUUGAGUUUUAAAAUAAGCAGCAUAUGAUGUACCUUUGUUUUAAGUCAAUCCGCAGCUGUAGUCAUGAGCACCGUGUGUUCAUUUUGUUUGAUGUAUAUUUUGCUUCUGCUAUGUGGGUAUAUUGUAUCAGGGAUGAUAGGAGCUGUUCAAUUAUGAGAUCCUUCUUGCAUUCCUUUGUGUUUUGACUGAGUCUGGGUUACCGGGCAAGUUUUCCUGCCAGUGACUCUGUGAUUUAUUUUAGCUGAAAGAGAAAGAUAAUUGGAACUGUCCACCAGACCUUAUCUUGUUA